Messenger RNA from Cuscuta epithymum, 2333 nucleotides. NCBI's taxonomy places the organism in Eukaryota, Viridiplantae, Streptophyta, Magnoliopsida, Solanales, Convolvulaceae. The record is from the annotation of a GenBank genome assembly.
GUCAAAUCUCUGCUCUCUUACAACGACCCUCUUCUCUCUGUCUCUCUCUAAAUUUACCCUGUUCCGUAUCUUCCCGAAGGAAACUGCGAGGAUGGAAGAUCAAUCAAUGGAUUUUGAGCCGAUCCACCACGUCGAAUCAGCUAACAACGACCACGGAUGGCAGAAGGUGUCCUACGUCAAGAAGCAGAGGAAGAAUCAACAGAAGCCGGCUUCAGACUCCACCAAGAUUGUCGCCAACGGAUCCGUCGUCCCCGCCGCCGACAAUGUGUUUAUGUCGCUGGAGAAGCAGUCCGAGGAGCGUCACCAGAGAAUUGAGGCUCAGAGAGCUGCGAUGUACCUCGAUGAUGAGGUUCCGGCGAGAUCGGCGGCGAAUCACCGAUCCCACGACGAGGAUCAGGACAGCGAUGUGGAGGGUGGUGUGCCAAAUGGAGUUGUUGAGGUGAAGAAGAAGAAGGAGAAGCAAAAGAAGCCGAAGAAGCCGAAGGUCACCGUCGCUGAAGCUGCUGCCAAGAUCGUUCCGGCCGAGUUAUCGGAUUUCCUCGAUGAAAUCUCAGCAUCGUACGAAUCGCAAGAACAAAUACUUUUGAUGCGAUUUGCUGAUUACUUCGGACGUGCAUUUUCAUCUGUGUCUGCUUCACAAUUUCCUUGGUUGAAGUUGUUCAGAGAGUCAUUGGUCUCAAAGAUUGCAGAUGUCCCUGUGUCACAUAUCUCUGAGCCUGUGUACAAGAUCUCAGUUGACUGGAUCAAUAAACGGUCUUAUGAAUCCCUUGGAUUCUUUGUGUUAUGGUCGCUAGACGGAAUCCUUUCUGAUUUGGCUGCCCAACAAUCUGUUAAGGUCUCAAAGAAAGGUGCCCAACCAUCAUCCUCAAAAUCUCAGGUAGCUAUAUUUUUGGUUCUAUCAAUGGUGUUGCGACGGAAACCUGAUGUUUUGAUCAAUCUAAUGCCAACAUUGAGGGAUAACAAAACGUAUCAAGGACAAGAUAAGCUCCCUGUAAUGGUUUGGGUGACAGCUCAGGCUUGCCAUGGUGAUGUGUGUGUAGGGUUGUAUGUGUGGGCCCAUUGGAUCUUGCCUUUAGUUGGAGGCAAAUCGGGUUCUAAUCCACAGGCAAGGGACUUGAUUUUGCAGUCAGUGGAAAGGAUCCUAUCUUUACCAAAGGCUCGGACCAUUUUAGUAAAUGGCUCUGUUAGGAAAGGAGAACGUUUGGUGCCACCAUCAGCACUUGAUUUUCUAUUACGGAUGACAUUUCCUGCUUCUUCAGCACGAGUUAAGGCUACUGACAGGUUUGAGAAAAUAUAUCCCACUCUCAAAGAGGUUGCUCUUGCUGGUUCUCCUGGAAGCAAAGCAAUGAAGCAAGUUUCACAGCAGAUCUUUCCAUUUGCAGUCAAAGCUGCUGGGGAAGGCAUUCCAGCACUAUCUCAGGAAGGGGCUAAUAUAUUUGUCUGGUGCUUGAAUCAAAAUGCUGAUUGUUACAAGCAGUGGGACAAGAUCUAUGUGGAUAACAUAGAAGCCAGUGUUGCUGCCUUAAAAAAACUUGCUGUUGAGUGGAAAGUCUUGUCUGCUAAUCAAUCUUCUCACAAUGCACUCCGAGAAACUCUCAAAAGUUUCAGGCAUAAGAACGAGAAACUGUCAACGGAUGGAGUUGAUCAAUCACUGCUUAAAGACGCUGACAAACACUGCAAGCUUUUGUUGGGAAGGCUAUCAAGUGGGCACGGUUGCUUCAAGAGCUUUGCUGUUCUUGUAGUCUUAUUGGGCUUGGGUGCCGCCUCUGUCAGAUCCCACGAGUUCUUCCAGUCUUUGGAUUGGGACAAGUUGUCCACUCUCCUUACUAUUACCACCCAGUAAGCUCCUCUCAGUAGCUGCUUGAUUUACCCGACGAGACUGAUAUAACAUACGAGGUUAUUGAUUUUUAAUGGCGAAGUAAUAAUGACUGUUUUGUUCCAAAAAACAAAGGGGCAAAAUAUGGUGUUUGUUGUAGUUUCGUGCCUCGCGGGUAACGACGUAGAAUAGUGUGAGGGUAAUUUCAAUGGAUUCUUCACAAGGAAAGGAAUGAUGAAAUAGGUAAAGAAAGUGAUGAUAAUGAUGACAAGGGGACCUUUGGUUCUAAUUUAAUUUUUUCCUUAUUUUCUGUUAGAACGUCAUACGUGGAUACAAAUACUCAUUGUACUUCAAAAAGGAUUUUGUUAUGGUUACCUUUUGUGUUAUUUUGUUUUCUCCAGCUUUUGGAUUUCUUUGGUUAUUUUGUCAAGACUUGGAGUUCAUCUUAUGAGGUCAACUUGGUAGAAGUGUGAUUUUGUAUAUCGGUUUAUUAUCCUAUAUUUAAUGGAUGUCGGAC